GAAAUGUGGAAAUGCGAAAAACGCAGUGCAGCGGGUGUAACGCAAAUCAAGUAAAUUAAAAUCUAAAAAAUAUAGUGAUUCAUUUGUGUUUAAUUAAAAAAAAACGAAAUCGGCAAACAUCCUGACGGUUAAAGGCGCUGACUAUACAUACAUUGUUUAUGCGUAGGUGCAAUGGCACUCACUUUGUAACUAUAAUCCAACAUAAAAAUGUUGCUACACGUCAACGUGCGAAGACGGCGCUGUCGGAUGUACUCACAUUACUUCCUUUCCACACUUUUUCUGCUAUUGCACUCGGCUUCAGCUAUAACAACAAUAACUGAAGAGCAGGACUAUUGUGACGUUGGAAGCUGUGAAUGUAUUGAAGACUUUGUGCUGUGUGACCUAAAAGAUUGCAGUGCCGAUAUAUUACACCUAAGCGGCUUUUUCAACACAACAGAGGAACUAUUUUCCAAUAACUGCGAAACAGAAGUACUAACAAAACACGGAAUUCUUUUCUUUCCUACCGCGAAGGAAGGAGAAUACUUAAAAAAGGUUUAUCCCAAAAAAUCAGAACUUACCAUGAAGAAUUGCCUGCAAACACCGACAACCUGGAGGCAAGCGAAACUGAGCUAUAAUGUGCUCGUGAAAAUCGACAGGCACACAAUGGGUUUUUCUAAAUCGCAUCACCAGUGGGACGUAUUCGUUACAGCUGGCCCAUCUAGAGGCUUUCUGCCAGUAAAACUUACGCUCGAUUUGAACGAGCUCGAGUAUUUAGAGGUAAAGCUCAUCUGCACCGGUGCCGCUGAUGUGGCCCUACCGGUAGACAUUUUUCAUGCAUUGCACUCCGUGGAGAAUCUCAUACUUCAUGUGAGCGAUAAAGCUGGAGGCGCUGCUACUUGGCGCAACUUAACAGCAACACAUUUUCACGACUUGCAGAAACUAAAGCAUCUCGACUUGGCUGGCAACCGUAUGCGCACGCUAGCGGUCGACCUUUUCACGCCACUGCCAAAGUUACGACACUUAAAUUUAUCUUUUAAUGCGCUGCAGUCACUGCCCGCUGAGUUAUUGGUGGCGCAGCAGGAGCUCAUCACGCUGGACUUGAGCGGCAAUGCGUUGGAGGCGCUGCCGCGUAACUUUUUCAAAAACACAAAGUGGCUACAAGAGCUGCACUUAGCCCACAAUCGGCUGAGCGUACCUACGAAUGUGAUAGAAAAUGUCGGUGGGCUUUUCAGCUUACGUCAACUUGACCUUAGUCACAAUCGCUUUGAGGACCUGCUUGGCAGCGGUGAGUAUGAAAAUACCACGUUACUCACAGGUCCGCAAUAUCGCUUUGUAUAUUCGGACCGAGAUAUGACGAUUAAUCUCAGCCAUAAUCGCAUAACGCGCUUCAGCUUUGAUUGGGUGGAAAAUGUUUACGACUGCAACUAUCACUACGAUCUCUCGCACAACAAUAUCACGCACGUGCCAUUUUUAGCGGCAGCCACAUUUAAGACGCCGGAAAAUUGUCAAAGAAAAUGGACGCUGGCCCACAAUCCGCUGCAGUGCGAUUGCCAAAUGUCUUGGCUAGCGGUUAACACGCAUAACUUUGAAGCCGACGACUGGCAAUGCGCCGCGCCAUCGCCUUUGCGCGCACGCCUACCAAUAACACUCACGCGCGCUGAGCUUUGCAGCUGGACGCCCAAUGUGUGCCCCAGCGAAUGCACUUGCAACUACAAUUUUACGGAACUUAUAGUUAACUGUUCAGCCACGCAGCUGGUGGAAGUUCCACCGAUUCCGCGUCCCGAACAGGUGGGUCUGCGUAGCACUAGUCUUUACUUGAACAAUAAUACAAUAUAUCAACUGCCACGUAACACAAUAUUCGGUUAUGCGAAUGUGUCACGCCUUUACGUAGCACACAAUCGGCUGAUUACGAUAACCCCGUCUCACUUGCCGACCAACUUAACUAUUUUGGAUCUACGCGGCAACCAAUUGGAACAUUUAAGUGAUGACUUUCUACUAACCUAUCUCAGUGAGAACGGUACUCUCAAGCAGUUAUAUCUCUCCAAUAAUCCCUGGUUGUGUGAUUGCGCCGCGGAGCUGCUGUUGCGUGCCGUACGCAUACAAAGUGCGCGCAUACCGGACGCUUCCAUGCUUAUCUGCGCCAACUUGCCAAAUGUCAGCCUGAAGAGCGUCGACCUCGCGCAGGUUUGUGCCUCAGUUGACAUGCAGCUUAGUGCUCUUUUUAUCGCAUUACUCGCAUUGGCGCUAAUGGUAAUUGUGCUCAUCAGUGGCAUUGCACUCUUCUACAAGUACAACUUGCAGGUCAAGAUAUGGCUGUAUGCCCAUCACAUAGAGCUGUGCUCUAUCGACGAACAGCCUGGGAAUGAGAUGAACAAAAAGUUUGAUGCCUUCAUUUCGUACGCACAUCAGCAGGAAGACUACGUUAAUCGUGUGCUGCUGCCGGGUCUCGAGCACGGUGUUCCCCCUUUUCGCAUUUGUAUACACGAACGCAAUUGGUUGGUGGGCGCCUACAUACCCGAGCAGAUUGUGGAGUCGGUGGAGCAAUCGCGUCGCACGAUUAUUGUUCUGUCGCAGCAAUUCGUCGAAUCGGAUUGGGGUCGCAUGGAAUUUCGCAUGGCGCACCAGUGUGCACUGAAUGAAGAGCGUGCGCGUAUAAUCAUCAUCAAGUAUGGUGAGCUCACAAAUGUAGCGGCUCUGGAUAAAGAGCUGCAAGCCUAUUUGCACAUGAAUACAUAUCUAGAGUGGAAUGAUCCAAGAUUUUGGCAGAAGUUACGUUACGCCAUGCCGCAUAAAAGCAGUGAGAUGAAACGGGCUGGUAUGCUGCAGUUGCCGAGCAGAGUGCGCUUCCACGAAGGCGAGCAGCUGCAUUGGUUAAGGUAGCGGAGCUAUGCAAUUGCAGGGGAAGACUGAGGUAACGGUGAUAAUCCGUAAAGCACGGUUUGAAGG
Messenger RNA from Rhagoletis pomonella (apple maggot), 2925 nucleotides. RefSeq names its product protein toll-like. The transcript is spliced from 2 exons. Gene Ontology annotation, biological process: immune response; toll-like receptor signaling pathway. The coding region runs from base 208 to 2859 and encodes 883 amino acids. Lineage: Eukaryota; Metazoa; Arthropoda; Insecta; Diptera; Tephritidae. Gene Ontology annotation, cellular component: membrane. Gene Ontology annotation, molecular function: transmembrane signaling receptor activity; protein binding. The record is from RefSeq and is a predicted model, not a curated record.